CAUUGUCAGUCUUUAUCGAACCCGCGUACACCUCGUACCGACCUUGUAGAUUCUUCGGGCAGUAGUUACGUACUUACUUGAUAUUUUAUAACCUAGCUGUAAUUAUCGUCGGUCGAAUUUCUGUACGGUUGCCGACACACGCUUCGCCGUAACGAAAUUACUUUGAAAUCGCGGUCGUUGUACCGAAAACACCGGAAUAUUUCACGAGUUUUCAUAUCACUCGGAUGGAAAGUGUAACAUGUACCCACUUGACCGUUUUUAAUCCAACAUUUUGAUAAGAUUCUGAACCUUGACAAGCAAAGAUGCGGUAAUGUGUCAGGAACACCUGCAAGUCAACGAAGAAAACGGUUGCGAAGAGUCAUCCGAGGUUUUUCUUUGUGUGCCAGAUGGUGGCGUUUGUUAUUUUCUCCACUUUUCACUCGAACAUGGAAAAUUAAUGGAUCUAUAAAGUGUGAUAAAAACAGUGGAGAGUGAAGUGAAGAGACAAGUUCAACGGAGUUCUGUGUAAACUUAAAAACUAGUGGAUAGUGUUGAUACAAUAACAGUAAACUGGUCCAUUAUCUCCCCGAAGCAAACGUCUCUUCCAAAAAAUGUCCGGAAGCAUAAAAAGGAGGAUGAGUUGGUACCAGAAAGCUGAAUCUGGCAUGAGGCUGGACACGCUGUUCGGCCGCCCUAAAAAGACGGGACGAGGGGGCGGGGUGGGGGGUGGUAUGAGCCAUAACACCAUCCCCCGUCCCAACUCCGGCGAUGAUUUCAGUGAGAUUGAACAGCAGGCAUCCAUCAUAGAACGGAUGGACGAAGAAACGAUGAAUGACAAAUUUGAAGAUAUGUUGAACGACAUGAAUCUUACGGAGGAGAAAAAAGCACCCUUGAGACAACAGCCGGAUAUGAAUAAGAGGAAAAUGUUGGUGAUGCACUGUAAAGGCAGCAUACAGGAGAACAGAUCAAAGUUCGACAAACCUGCGGACUACAUACAGUACCUGGCCCAGCCCGAGUUGAGCGUAAAUAAAAUUUACAAUUGUAUAGAAUCACUGAGGAUCGCUUUAACUAAUAACCCACUUAGCUGGGUUCAGGAAUUUGGAACCAAGGGACUUAGACAGGUCCUCGCAACCCUCAACGAGUGUUAUAGAAAUGCUUUCAUAUGUUAUGAUAGUGAUAAUCGAUACGAAAGAAUACAGUACGAAUGUAUUCGCUGCUUGAAAGCGAUAAUGAACAACACCGUUGGAAUAAAGGAGAUGCUCGCGCAUCACGAAGCUUUAACAAUAGUUGCUAGAUCUUUGGAACCAACAAAACCGGCGGUCAUGUACGAGGCCGUCAAACUCCUUGGUGCAGUCUGCUUAAUUUCCAGUGACAGUCACAAAAAAGUUUUGGACGCAAUCACAAUGAACGGGGAAUUCAAGGGGAAAGAAAGGUUCCUUCCAAUUGUUCAAGGAUUGGUCAACAAAAAGAAUGAAAAUUUAAGGGUCGUCUGUCUACAAUUAAUAAACUCAAUAAUCUCAUCAGCGGAAGACUUAGACUUCCGGUUACACCUGCGAAACGAAAUAAUGCGAGUUGGGCUGGCAGACCUCCUGAUUCCACUUGAGAAAGAUACGUCCGAGGAUCUGGCAAAUCAUUUGAAGAUCCUCAAGGAACACAAAGAGGAGGACUACGAAGAAUUUGUUCAAAGAUUUGACAACGUUAGGCUAGAGUUAGACGAUGUUAACGACUGCUUUGAAGUUGCCAAAAAUAUGGUUAUGGAUACGCCCGCUGAACCAUACUUUCUAUCCAUCCUUCAACAUCUACUUUUUAUCAGGGACGAUGCGUUAGUUAGGCCAGCGUACUACAAACUCAUUGAAGAAUGUGUAUCACAAAUAGUGUUGCACCGGUCUGGAUGUGAUCCGGACUUUAGUGCCACCAAACGUUUCCAAAUAGACGUACAGCCGCUAAUAGAUACUCUGGUUGAAAAAUCGCGGGCAGAAGAAGAGCAUCGUUUGUUGGAAAUGGGUCAGAAGCUUGAGGAGGCUAUUGCCAGUAAACAGGAGGCGGAAGCAAAGCUUCAACACGCAGAAACUAAGAUCAAGGAACUCGAACAGGGUGGAGCAGUACCCGGAGGUGGAACUAAAACCGGCGGUGGUCCACCUCCCCCUCCGAUGCCAGGAAUGGUCGGCCCGCCUCCACCUCCGAUGCCCGGCAUGACUGGGCCUCCGCCACCUCCGAUGCCUGGAAUGAGUGGACCGCCUCCACCGCCGAUGCCAGGUGCGGGCGGUGGUCCACCACCUCCGCCUAUGCCCGGUAUGGGAGGACCGGCACCGCCGCCUUUCCCAGGUAUGGGCCCUCCACCUCCCCCCAUGAUGGGAGGAAUGGCACCAAAGCUACCAGCUGGAGCUGUUCAAGUCCUGCCGCACGGAUUAAAGCCGAAGAAGAAAUGGGAAGUGGACGGUCCUUUGAAGAGAGCGAAUUGGAAAGCGAUCUUACCUCAAAAAUUAUCAGAAAAAUCGUUCUGGGUUAAAGUACAGGAAGAAAAGCUUGCCAGUCCAGAUAUUCUGACUGGCUUGGCGCAGAGAUUUGCUUCUAAACCAACUGGCAAAAAAGUUGAUAACGUCAUCGAUAAGUCAGCACCGACGAAGAAGGUCAAAGAUCUCAAAGUUCUCGACGGCAAAUCUGCCCAAAAUAUUUCAAUUCUUCUUGGUGGUACGUUAAAGCACAUGUCGUACGAAGAAGUUAAAGUUUGUUUAUUGAGAUGCGAGGGUCCCGUUAUUUCCGACAAUGUAUUGCAAGGAUUAAUUCAGUAUCUACCUCCACCCGAUCAGCUCACUAAACUACAACAAUUUAGAGACCAGUAUGAAGACUUGACAGAAGCCGAACAAUUCUGCGUAACUAUAUCAGAUAUCAAACGACUAUUACCAAGACUGAAAUCACUCAGCUUCAUGUUACACUAUGAAGAAUUAGUUCAAGACGUUAAACCCGAUAUAGUUGCGGGUACUGCGGCGUGUGAAGAGGUGAAAAUCAGCAAAAAGUUUGCUAAAAUACUUGAACUGAUUCUUUUACUUGGUAAUUACAUGAAUACUGGUUCCAAAAACGGUCAAGCAUUUGGGUUCGAAAUCAGCUUUCUUACUAAGUUAACAAGUACGAAGGAUGUGGAGAACAAGCAAACUUUGCUACAUUAUCUCGUUGACACCAUUGAAAGAAAGUUCCCAGAUUGCGCAAACUUUUCAGACGAAUUAGCUCAUGUAGAUAGAGCCAGUCGAGUUUCUUUGGAGAAUGUUCAGCGCACUCUUCGGCAGAUGGAUGCUAGUCUGCGUAAUCUGGAACAAGAUUUGUCGAAUGCUAGACUUCCGCAAAACGACAACGACCGAUUUGGAGAAGUUAUGACACCAUUUGCAAAAGAAGCACGAAAAUCAUAUGAAGUGAUGCAGAACAUGUUUAAAAAUAUGGAUAGUCUUUACACCGAUAUUUCAGACUUCUUCACCUUCGACAAGCAAAAAUACACUAUUGAGGAAUUCUUUGGUGAUAUUAAAACCUUCAAAGAUGCUUUCGAGCAAGCACGAAAAGAAAAUUCAAAAAUGCGUGAAAGCGAAGAGAAACAACGGAGGGCACGGGAAGGAAGAGAAAAGGCAGAAGCAGAACGUGCGGCGCGUGCUGAAAGGAAACGUGCUUUAGUGGACAUGAACGCUCACGAAGCACAAGAAGGCGUCAUGGACAGUCUGAUGGAAGCUCUGCAGACUGGAGCUGCGUUCAGUCGACCUGAUCAACGUCGCAAGCGGCAAACUCGUGCUGCUGGUGCGGAAAGGAGAGCACAACUGAAUAGGAGCCGAUCACGUACAGGAUUAUUAGGAAGAGAACUAUCAACGGAACUCUUAAGCUCAGCGUAGCAUUGUGAUGAUGGUGAUGACGCUGUGUGUUCGUCAUGAUUUCGACAUUGCGAUAUAUCAAAGGAGACUUUUUAAUCUAGUUAUAAAUGCUAACCACGCUGGUUGAGUGGUUAUAAAAGGAUAUCGAAAAUCGCAAUGGAAUCCACAAGGUCGACGAACCGUUGUGUAACCUUGUAAAUUUUUUUUAUUUGCAAUUAACCCACAAAAGUCUUCCUUGUGUUAUUAUGCGCACAAUCGGAUAUAUUCAGUUAAUAUGUAUAAAGAGAAUCGUUCGGAUUUUCGUAAUGGCUAAAGCUUUGUACAUUUUAUGUAGAGUAAUUAAUUAAUGUGAUAGGUUAACUGUGUAGAGUAGGGCAGAAGGAGAAUUGCCACGCGAUAACAGUCAUGAGCGAAUGAUAUCACAAAUUAAUAACACUUGCAUAUGUGUGUGUAUGAGUAUGUGUAUAUGUAUAUAUAUAUAUAUAUAUAUAUAUACACGCGUAUGCAUAUGUAUACAUAUCCAUAUACAUACUUACAGAACAUACAUACGUACGUAUUAAAUUAUAAAUAAUUUUCACGUGUAUUUAUGACGCGAAUUAGUAACUUUAUUAAUAGAAAAAAUAUGCGUGAUAAUGUAAUAUAGCAAAGUUUUAUAUAUUUAUAUAUAUAUUAUAUAUAAUUUACACAUUUAUAUGUAUUAUAUAUAUAAAUAUAUAUGUAAUUAUUCUAUCUUUGUCUCAUUCAGUUUAUUUGGCUUUCUUUCUUCUUCUCUAUUCGUAUGAUUUUGUAAGUUAUAAUAAAAAGUGUAAAUAGUGCAAUUUAGGACCGUGGUACAACCACAAGCACGAAGCAGUUGCUAGGUAGCAAAGUUCAACGUCAAUUAAUGUAUUUCAACUGGCACUCGUUGGUAUUUGAGAACGAAAAAAUAAUUUAAACAUGACCGUAUCUCUUUCAUAAAUGAAAAGUGGAUGGGGAUACGAGUGAAUUGUUUAGUUUGUUAACUGUCUAUGAGUUUCAAUUACUAGAAGAGAUUAUAUUAUAAUAAAGUGCAAAAAGACUAUUAAUUUUUUAGGCACGACUGUAUAGAUAACGCUAAGAAUGCUUAAUUAUUGUUUAUUCCGGAGAUUAAUUAAAUAAUUGAUUCAUUUUAGAAUCGUGUAUGAUAUUUACUGCCAAUUUUUAGUGCCUUCUGAAACGCAGCAAUAAUUGUGCCAAAAUUUUGUUGGCAAGUUUUGCAAGUAGUGUUUUGUGACCUCAAUUCAGAUGAUAUUGUGGUAAUUAGAAAAUACACUCAUUUGAAGACGCUUGCCAAAUUUUUAUGUACCAUUUGAAAAACAUGCUCGCGUUUCACAUGGGUCGUCUGUAAAAGUGUCUGAUAUUUGUAUGAGUUGUGCCUAAAAACUUAUUCUAAAUAUAUGUAAUAAGAAAUUUAUUUUUUCGAAUCUCGAAAUCCUCUGAAAUCGAAUACUUUUAUAUGGUUAAAAAAAAUUUCCAUAAAAGUAAGUGAACGAGGGUACUGUAAAAAUAUUGUGAAUACGUGGUUUUAUAAUAUCAGAAAUCAUAGAUGAUUAUUAAUAACGAGAAUUUUAUGU
Neodiprion virginianus is the source of this 5422-nucleotide messenger RNA. It is a transcript of the gene dia, whose product is annotated as protein diaphanous. Bases 591 to 3851 code for a protein of 1086 amino acids. NCBI's taxonomy places the organism in Eukaryota, Metazoa, Arthropoda, Insecta, Hymenoptera, Diprionidae. Gene Ontology annotation, molecular function: small GTPase binding; microtubule binding; actin binding. Gene Ontology annotation, biological process: actin cytoskeleton organization; actin filament polymerization. The record is from RefSeq and is a predicted model, not a curated record. The transcript has 17 exons. Gene Ontology annotation, cellular component: actin filament; cytoplasm.